CAUGAGACGAGUCGUAGUUUGCUUGUGUCGCAAGGAGAAAAAGGGCGAAAAACAAGUUGGAAAAACAAGCAAAAAGGAGAAGCUCGCGUUGGAUCGACCAUCGAAUUUUGCAAAUCCUUGAGGCUCCUCAAGUCUCACACGAUUCGAGAUUCGAGUCGCUGGUAAUUGCACUGCCAUAGCCAUGUGGGUGGAGCUCCUGUGCGGCCUGGUGUUGUACAAGAUCAUUCGCCGAUUGUUCGACGGAGACGACGCCAUACCGGACGUCGAUAGCUCUGAUUCCGACGCCAGCUUCGUCGUCGCCACUAGAUUGGAGAAGAUCUUUAAGGGCAAGGCGUUCGUUGGGCUUCGGAUUCCCGACGCUGAUGCAGGCACUCGACAGCACAUAGAUGUUGUGAUUGUUACCAAGAGGGAAGUGAUGGUGGUAGCAAUUCGGAAUUUCUCCGGAUUUGUGGAGGUCAGUGGAGAUGGGAACUGGGUCUGUACAAGUGACAAAAAGCACAAACCUAAGACGUACCCAGAUCCAGUGAUUGAAGUUAACAGGCAAAUAGAAGUUCUUGAAUCAUACUUGGAACAAAGGGGGGCAAUUUUGCCUAAAGGACAUGUAAUUGGGCGUGUCAUACUUCCUCAUUCAAAUUGUAGGCCUUCCUAUUCCAUUUCUUCGCAACUGGAGGUGGUUACUUCUGAUAAAUGGAAUGAGCUUAAACCAGAAUCAGCAAGUGGAUUAUCUAACUGGAUCAAAGGUGCAGUUGGCAAGAAUGAUAGAACAGAUUGGUUUGAAAAACUUCAGUUUAUCCUGAGUACAUCGCCCAUGUGGGAUCGCUUAGAACUCAAAGGUGACAGAAAUAUUCUUGGCGAGUUCCUUGAGUUUAAGGCUAACCAUGAUGACAUGCAAGCUUUAAGAAAUGUGAAGAGAUCAAAAGUUGGCCACUUCAUUGUCCAAAAGCCGAGUAUGCUGGGUUUAGGUAGAUCGAGGCUCCAGGUACUAUACUUUCCUCGAGACUAUCGAAGUGGUGGUGCUUCAUCUUCAGAAUGGAAGGAGGCUGCAGUGAAGCCAAGUACAGAGGUCUUAUUUCAGCCAAUGAACUCCAAGAAAGCACAGAAGUUCAAGCUUUCGAGCAUUGUAAGUGUCACUCUUACGGCAUAGGCUCAUGCCUUUCGAGCUACCAGCACACUUUACUCUGAAUCAAUUCCCAUAAAUUACAUGAUGUAUUGAGUGUAAUGUUUGUAUAUAAAAGACCUGUGGCUCAUUCUCGAGUAUCAUGGCAUGCAAUAUUUUCAUCUUGGAACAAGCUGGAUGGUCUGAAAUUUUCAUCUCUUGAGCUAAAUAAUAACUCAGUUAUGUUUCUUCCAUGAAA
Zingiber officinale is the source of this 1355-nucleotide messenger RNA. RefSeq lists its product as uncharacterized. The coding region runs from base 182 to 1144 and encodes 320 amino acids. The transcript is spliced from 7 exons. NCBI's taxonomy places the organism in Eukaryota, Viridiplantae, Streptophyta, Magnoliopsida, Zingiberales, Zingiberaceae. The record is from RefSeq and is a predicted model, not a curated record.